This is a messenger RNA of Vespa crabro (European hornet), 7405 nucleotides long. Its product is annotated as paired mesoderm homeobox protein 2B-like. The record is from RefSeq and is a predicted model, not a curated record. Lineage: Eukaryota; Metazoa; Arthropoda; Insecta; Hymenoptera; Vespidae. Gene Ontology annotation, molecular function: DNA-binding transcription factor activity, RNA polymerase II-specific; RNA polymerase II transcription regulatory region sequence-specific DNA binding. Gene Ontology annotation, biological process: regulation of transcription by RNA polymerase II. Bases 1978 to 2925 code for a protein of 315 amino acids. The transcript is spliced from 4 exons.
CCAUCCAUAUAUGUGGCAACUCUGGAUACUGCACGAAAUUCUGCAUAACGUGCUAUAUUGCUAGAGAUCAGCAAUUCGACCAAUUUACCACGUGCGAAUAGAAGCUGUCAUAAGGAAAAGUAUUGAGAGAAGAAGUCGCUGCCAAGCUUCGAGAUCCGAGCAACGAGGAAGGAAAAUAUUGAUAAUCUACAAUUCGAAUAAAUGAUACAGUUUGGUUACAUGAAUUUUAAUCGAGCCGAUUUGCAAUUGUGCACGAGAAUAAACACAUCGUAUGUAGAUUACGAUACCUUGAUUUGCUUCGCUUUUGUCGGAAAAAUCCAUGAUAAAAAAUGUAUGUAAUAAAACUCGGACAACAAAUGGACGUCACGAUCAGGAUGAUCAGUCGAGUGACGAACGGUAGUUGACCGUAAAGAAGAGUGAGAGAGAGAGAGAGAGAGAGAGAGAGAGAGAGAAAGAGAGAGAGACAGAGAGAGAGAGAGAGACAGAGAGAGAGAGAGAGAGAGAGAGAGAGAGAGAGAGAGAGACAGAGAGAGAAAAGAAAAAAGAAAAGAAGAAAGAAAAAGGAAAAAGGAAAAAAAAAUAGAGAAGAAGACGAAACUUGGACCGAUUGGCUAGGGAAACGAUUUUAUAUGUAGAAAGAAAGAAAGGAAGAAAGAAAGAGUGAGUAGAAAAUAUACGAGUCGGACGUUAUGCGGUCUUUCGAAUUGAUCGAAAAAUCAGGAGCACAGGAAGGCAUCAUCGAAUGAUAACGUUCUCUCUCUCUCUCUCCCUUUUUUCCUCUCUUUUAUCUGUAUGGAAGUCUCGCAGAAUGCGACGGAGGAUGGUGAUGAUAGUGGUAGUAGUAGUGAUAGAGAUAGUGGUAGUAGUGGUGGUGGUGGUGGUGGUGGUGAAGGUGGUGGGGGAUAUAGUCGAGAGGACGGUAACUAAGGGGCGUGUUCGAGAAGGUCGAGGGUUGUCCCGGGGAUGGUUAGGAGGAUGAACGAAUGGGAAUGCUCGAAAGGUAGGUCCGAGGCCGGUGACCUUGCCAACGGUGUACCUCGAUAGGGGUGAAUCCGCCCCUAGCGCAGCCCCUCUGCCGUUUAUCGAAUUAAGCUUAUCAUUUGAUUUUGAGGAGACCCACCAGUCAGUCGUCUCGGACGCUCUUAAACGGGCCGAAAAACUUCCUCCUAUCCGUGCUAUAAUCGCAAUAAUUUGAUAUCGUUGAUCCGAUUACGCGUCAUAACUUGGCGUCGAAGAGGAGAGAAGAGAGGAAGAGAGGAGAGGAGCGGAGAGGAGAGGUGAGGCGAGGAGAGGAAGAAGAGGUCCGUUUUGCGCUCGUCGAAGCCAACAUCGAAGAGAUCGUUCUCCAGCCGUUUGCCCACGGCCUUAUACGAUAUCGCGUUAACCGACGAUUUAUCCGAUGUGAAAGGCACGCGCUCUCGAUAUCUCGUAUAUUACUUUGUGAAGGGGGUCGGGUCCAAAUACCGGGGGAAAAAGGAAAGGCUCUCACCCCUCUGGUUCUGCGGUUUACGUUCUACGUCGUCCUUGCCGUCGCAGGAGCGCGCCCGCGCCGAAAGGCGCGCUCCCUCGAGCCUCCUCCGUUCGACUUUUCCCGCGCAAUCGAACAAACAUUCUUCUUAUCUAAAGGAAACUACGUUACGCGAUAUAAGCUACGUUAUAGACCAACGUACAGUGUAAGAUCGUUAUAAUAACGUGAUCUAUUUUAUCGGAGAUCUUUAAACAAUCGGAAUUAGAAGGGUAGAAUGGAAGAAAGGGUAGCAUUCGAAAUGAUUAUCUUCAUGGAUUGAAGAGGAAAGUGGUGCUCGUUUCGAGAGUCGUCUCUUCGCAAAAGAGGAAGAGAGAGAGAGAGAGAGAGAGAGAGAGAGAGAGAGAGAGAGAAAAUUAGACAGAGAAAGAAAGAGAGGGAGAGAAAAAGUGCGAGCGAAUCGUAAACAUAAAAAACGAGAGAAAAUAAAAAAAGAAUCAACGAAAACAAUAAUGGAUUACUCGUAUUUGAAUCAAGCUGCGGCUGCCGCGGCCGCCGGCUUCGAAGCGUCCAGUUGCGCGUUGGCCGCGAGCGAGAUGCAAUGUGGUUACGGCGAUCUGAGCUCGUGCUCGCAAAUGAGCCAAGCGGCGUAUCGGUACACGGCCGCGAGAGCCGCCGGCUACUCGACGAAUGCCGGCUCGGCGAGCGGCGGUGGCAGCGCGGGUCCCCUUGGGGCCCAUCAUGCCUCGCAUCCUCAUGCCCAUCCACAUCACGGGGCCCAUGCGACUCCGUGCUCCGUAAUGGCGGCCAGAUCGCAAGACGUUCAUCGACACGCUGCCUCUAUCUUUCCUUCUGCGAUUAAUCUCCAAGGAGGAUUAGGAUACAAACCCUAUACGGGACACGACGGUCUCGCGGAAAAGCGAAAACAACGGCGCAUACGGACGACAUUUACGUCGGCCCAACUUAAAGAAUUGGAGCGUGCCUUUCAAGAAACACAUUAUCCGGAUAUUUACACCAGAGAAGAAAUCGCCAUGAAAAUCGAUUUAACGGAAGCUAGAGUACAGGUGUGGUUCCAAAAUCGUCGUGCGAAAUUCCGAAAACAGGAAAGACUGGCCCAACAAAAGUCUUCGUCUCAAGGUGGAAUAGGUGGUGAUAGUGGUGCUUCAAGUCCAGUUGCUGGAAACGUCAAAGCUGAAGGACGUUCGCCAAGAAGUCCUGCGACACCGCCAGGUGGCUCGAACGGUAGUGUCUUACCAUCGAACGAGGUCAAGCCUGUCGCUAAUCCUAAUUUGGUUAAUGUGAAACAUACACCUGACGGUACCGGGGAAAAUAGCUCACCUAGCGCUCGUGCAAACAGUGGAGGUGGUACGUGGGGUUCAUGCAGUCCAAGACCUUUCUCCACGGCGUUACCUUCUUAUUUGUUGGAUCCGCUACCUUUGAAAACCGGAAAUCUUUAUUAAUUUCGUUUCCUUUAGAUGGUUACGGUAAGCCGACAAAUUCGUGUAAAUACAAAGAGUAUCGUCUUAUCGGACUGGUUGCCGAGAAUUUCGGUGUGAUAUUUAGAUACAAGUGUGGUCGUUUAAAUUCAAAUUCGGCGCUGCGACGAUUAUUGAGAUUCAAUUAAAAAUAAUUAUCAAAAUGCGUUGACACAGUACCGAUCGAAUCGAUUCGAAGAUAAUAAGAAAUAAUUGAAGAAUUUAGAAAUGUGUAAGUUAUUAAUGACCACCCUUGUAGCAACGAGUUCGAUUCGUUACCCUGUUAUAUCAGACUUUCGGGAACAUUGUUAAUAGUUAUUUUGUUUUCCGAAGUUCACCGAUAUAUAACUUGAGGACAUUUAAAAAUGGUUGAUCGUUUCAUUUCAACUCGUAAGUCCUACUUUGAUCGAUUUAAAUCGAGAAUAAAAUGGUUGAGAGAGAGAAAAAAAGUGUAUUCGGUAAAAUAUGACUUUGGGAUAAGUUCGCACGUUAAGAUUAUUAUAAAUAUCCGCGUACUCGAUGACUGUCCACGAUAUUCGAUUAAUAGGUACAAAGUAAUGAUUAUAAAAUAAUUUGUUAUUCGCGGAUUUUUAUCCCUAGGAUUCACUCAAACGGUACGUUAGGACAUUAUCCAUAGUCAUUUGUAAAAAUCGUUAUUUAAGAGCGAGGGAAAUAGUUAAAUUCGUAAAUUUAACAUUUAAUCAUGCGAUCAUUGUUUAACAUUAGUUUUCUUAAGGUUAGAUAGAUGUGUAGAAGACCAACAGAAGCAAUAAUGGCGGUCGCCUGUACAGAAUUAACGACUACGAUUGUUCAAAAACUGAAUUUCUCUCAAACAAAUGUCUUGAUUCGUCACUUUUUGAAAAUUAAACCCGUGGAAUAGUGUCGAUUUUAAAUUCUCGAAAUCUUCAGAUGGCACUUUUUCCUUUUCUCUUUCUUGUUUUUUCUUUUUAUUAUUAUUAUUAUUAUUAUUAUUAUUAUUAUUAUUAUUAUUAUUAUUAUUAUUAUUUCUUUUUAUUUUUUACGACAAUGCCAUACGAAUCUCAUUCGUGUAUCUAUCACUUUAAGAACGCAAAUACUAGUUUGCACGUAUACCUUAGAUCGUAUAUUGUUGCACUAUGCAUAAAACCAUCGUAAUCUAUGCCACGAAUUAUUCGCAGAGACGAGUUAACGAUAAAGAGAGAAAAUGAGAAAGAUAACCCACUGCGUCCUUGAUAAUCUAAACAUAAAGCGACAGCCGUCCUGAACAAAAAAAAAAUGUUUAAAAGAAUAUAACCAAACUGUGACAAAUGUAUUGCUAAAGAAACCGAUGGGUAGGAUAGAUGGAAAUUGUAUCUAUCAUUUCCUUUUCCCUUAUUUUUUCUAUUUUUUUUUUUAAAUCAUAUUAAUCGUCCUAAAUAGACGAGACGUUAAUGAAGUCAACACGAUUUUAUCAGAUCAUUGUCCUUCCAAUUACGUAUUCAAAUUCGAAACAAUAAAUUUGACAAAGUUGACCCAAGAAAAAUUAGUAUAGCCUUUGAUCCAUUGUCACUUACAACCGUCCAUCCUCUAUCGCCUGCCUCAAAUUUAUUAAUCGAAGAUCCGUAUCACAGGAAAGUACGGUACGAGAGAAAUUUUACAUUUUUCAAGAAAUAAUGAUAAUAAUAAUAAUAAUAAUAAUAAUAAUCGAAACGCCAACCUGGAUUUAUUAGUUAAGCGCCUGGCCGUUUUAAGCAAGCGCAAAUUUUAAUAUCCUGAAAAUGUGCAAAUAACAUUUCGGGAAGAUGUGAUUUUGUAUUUAUGACUUCGAUCAGAAUCGGAUAGAUCGAGAAUUUCGAUGAGAAAUGUGAGAAUGUCGUACGUACAUAACGUGUAUAAUAACGUGAAUUCUGUAUAUUGACUUAUCAUUUAAGAUUAAGAACAACUAAAUCGCUCUAUGCAUAUAGUAAUUCUAUUGAUAAGAUAUAUAUUAUAAAAAUAACACGAUGUGUGUUAAUGUACACAGUUAUGACGUCAGAGAGAGAGAAGUUGCAGAAUGCGAAAUAUACAAAUUAUUUAUGUGUACAUCGGAGGCAGAAUGUUUAUUUAAAAACUUGUAAUAAAUAUAUUAUAAUUAAUGCGAUUAUUAACCUUAUGUAUUUCCUUCUAUUCUCUUGUCGACUUAUUGACAAAUUUUCAAGUAAUAUCAUUCGCCACCAAUAUUCCUUCUAAAUCCUUGGCCUCUUUUCAAAUAAUUCGACUAUUAUUAUUUUUAUCAAAAUAUUCUGUAUUAUACGUAACAAAAGAAAAAGAAAAGAAAAGAAAAAAGAAAAUUCACACAAGGGAAAACGCACAUUUAAUCAAUGUCGAUUCGACCUACUCUAUCAUUUAUCUUAGUCCAUUUUUCUUUCGUUGAAAUUUACAAGAGAAAAAACUAAAAGAUUACUUGCAUAGCCUACAUAUGUCAGUGUAGAUAUUUUUAUUGGAUUUAAUAAUUCAUUAACUUCAUACAAAUUUUUCUAACGUAUAAAUAAAAAAAUCCAUCGGAAUUGAUUGCUCUUAAAAGUCAAUAAAAAUCUAAAUUUUUGAAAUUGAUAUAAUCUCUUGAAUUAGAGUAACAAACUUUCUCUAAAACUCGCUUAAAUAUGAUAAUUAUAAUUAUUGAAUGUUGUGGAAUAUUUAUUAUUUUUUUAAUUCAAUUUCUUUCUACCCCAUGAGACAUGCAACAGCUGCCAUCUGUGUUCAGAAAGAUUCGUGAGUGUAGGGGGUUGAAAAUACGCCAUCUGUAAGCACGGAAGGAUUCUGUUGAAAAUGCAGGCUAACAUAAACCGACAUAGAUCCUGCGGAUGAUAAAAAGUAGGAAACUGUGAAUGUAGCUAACGAUAAUAUCACGAUAUUGUCCGUUGAUUUUACUUUUUAAUAAUUCAAAACUAUUUUAAUUUAUAUUGGGAUAUAAAAAAUUCCAUCCGGAUAACUCGUAUAUCAAUUUUAUCAGAGAUUUUCGUAUGAAUUAAAAAUAAAGGAAAAUGGAAAAUAUGCGCUUAUUGGUAGAAAAGAAAAACAGAAAUUAAAAAAAAAAAAAAAAAAAAAAAGAAAGAAAGAAAGAAAAAAGAAAACAAAUAAAUAAUAAAAUUCUUCAAAAGUCGGAUCACUGUUAAUACGUUAGUAAAUAAUAUUAAUGUAAUUCAGCUAUUUUUUUAAUCGUUAGUUAAUAAAUAUUAAACUAAAAAUUAUCCUCAUGAAUCACUUUACUUUCGAAUAUAUAUAUUCACUGAAAAUUACAAUAAUAUAAGAUUUUGUCUUAUAAUCGAUUUACAUCAUUCUUUUUCCUGAUUACACGAUUGAGAUAUGACGUGUAUGUAUGUAUAAUAAAUUUCGUUCGAUCAGAUCGUAUCGCGUCGUAAUACAUAUAUAUAUAUAUAUAUAAAUAUAUAUAUGUAUAUACGUUUCAGUGUUCAUUUUAUAUGGCGGCUUGUAACAGACACAUCUGAUGAUACUUCCAUUAAUUUGCUUUUCCUACGUAUUAUAUAAUAUAACUAUGGAUUAAAACAUUUUGCCUAUAAAUGGUCCUUUCUCACCCUCUCUCGUUCUCUCGCUCUCUCACUCUUUCUCUCUUUCUCUCUUUUUCUCUUUCUCUCUUUCUUAAAUCACGUAUAUUUAUCACCUAUUAAAUUAUUUAACUCUCAAGCGAAUAACCUUAAUUAACACGAAAGUCCUUUUUAUCGGAAAUGGAGAGUCGAACAUUUAACGUAGAGAAUUAACGUUUAAAGAGCACUCCCCAUGUUAUUAUCGUUUCUUUUAUAUAUACAUAUAUAUAUAUAUAUAUUUUUUUUUUUUUAAAUACAUAUAUAUUUAAAAAAGAAAUAUAUAAAGAAUUAUUCGUAAAGCGAAGACUUUCUGUGAUAGGCAGUGAUACAAGGUUCUAUGAUCACAUAUAACCGCACAAUAGCGCACAUGAUACAAAGAGGAGGAAUGUGCGUUUAAUGUGUGUUAAAUGUAAAUAAUAGCCAUCCUCGCAUCCCUCUCUUUUAAAUUCUCGCAUUUCAUUUCUGAAUGAUAACAUCGAUGGAACAUCGUGUAGCUUUUACGCACCGCGGACAAUUAUCAAUGAUAAAAAGAAGGAAAUUGUACUUUGUUUCACGCAGAAAGUUCGUUUAUUCGAUUAUCAUCGACGUAUAUAUUAUUUCAUUAUAGCAUUACGUUCGUUCGCUCGUUUUCGUAAUUCCAGCUUGAAAGUGACAGCAAAAUUGAUGAUAUUAAGAGAUAAAGCUAAACGAUAUUUAUGAGUAUUAUUAUUAUUAUUUUAUAAUAUCGCGUUAGAAGUAUUAUUAGUUCCAUAUAAUAAUAGUUUUCUAGCUAUGAUCGAAAAUAUAAUGACGGGCGAUGGUGGAUGUAUUAAUUUGUUUCUUUUUUUUUUUUCCAUUUCAUUUUUAAAGACCAGAGUGCUCGUCGUUCGUUCUAUUCAAUUAGAAAUAUUUCUCACUUAUUUCUUUUUUUUUUUUUUUUUUAA